AUGGAUUCCCAUAGCUUGAGGGAAGAUCUUCGUCUUUUUCAGAGCACUUUGCUCCAAGAUGGACUGAAAGAGCUUCUGAAUGAGAACAAGUUGAUCGACUGCAUCCUAAAGGUCGGAGACAGGAGCAUCCCCUGCCACCAGCUCAUUCUGGCAGCAUGUAGUCCAUAUUUCCGGGAGCUUUACUUCUCCAUGGAUGGUGAGGAAGUGGGCAAAAGAGACGUUGUUCUGGAGGAUCUGGACCCUAAUAUUAUGGAGGCAAUUGUGAAUUACAUGUACUCAGCAGAGAUUGACAUCAACGACAACAAUGUGCAGGAUAUUCUGACUGUUGCCAACCGCUUCCAGAUCCCCUCGGUGUUCACAGUUUGUGUGAAUUAUCUCCAGAACAAGCUGACCAAGAAGAACUGCCUCGCUGUCUACAGGCUGGCACUGAUGCUGAACUCCCAAAGGCUGGCAAUAGCAGCUCGAGACUACAUUGCAGAUCGGUUUGAGAUCAUGUCCAAGGAUGAGGAUUUCUUAGAGCUUGCCUCACAUGAACUCUUUGCUAUUAUUGGAACAGAUGCAUUGAAUGUAGAAAAAGAGGAGUUGGUGUUUGAGACCCUCAUGCGAUGGAUCAGGAAAGACAAAGAGAAGCGCGUGAAAUCUUUAGAAGAGGCCUUCGAGUGUGUUCGUUUCCGCCUCCUCCCAGAGAAGUACUUCAAGGAAAAGGUCGAGAAGGACGAACUCAUUAAGGCAGAUCCUGAGAUUCUCAAAAAAAUCAAAGUCAUCAAGGACGCCUUUGCAGGGAAGCUGCCUGAAAAGACAAAGGGUAAAGAGGAUGAGGAAGGACAGGAGGGAAAGCUGCCUGGAUAUCUGAAUGAUAACCGCAGAUAUGGCAUGUAUACCAAAGACAUGGUGCUGAUGAUCAAUGACACGGCUGCUGUGGCCUACGAUGGAGUGGAGAAUGAAUGUUUCCUUGCUGCGAUGGCCGAGCAGAUCCCCCGAAACCACGUCAGUCUGGCGUCAAAGAAGAACAAUCUCUAUGUUUUGGGAGGACUGUUUGUAGAUGAAGACGAUAAUGAAGCCCCACUGCAGUGUUACUUCUACCAGCUGGACUGUCUUUCUUCUGAAUGGAUUGCUCUGCCUCCCAUGCCCUCCCCCAGGUGUCUGUUCGCUAUGGGGGAAUGUGACAAUCUCAUCUUUGCAGUAGCAGGGAAAGAUUUACAGUCCAAUGAGUCUCAUGACACCGUUAUGUGCUAUGACACUGAAAAAAUGAAGUGGACUGAAACAAAAAAAUUACCUUUGAAAAUCCACGGCCACUGUGUGGUCUCAGAGAAUGGACUGGUGUAUUGUAUUGGAGGAAAAACAGAUGACAAUAAAGCCACCAAUAAGAUGUUUGCAUACAACCACAAGAAGUCAGAGUGGAAGGAGGUAGCUUCAAUGAAGGCUCCCAGAUCGAUGUUCGGGGCAGCUAUCUACAAAGGGAAUAUUAUUGUGGUUGGAGGAGUCAAUGAAGAAGGCCUCAUUGCUUCUUGUGAAGCCUAUGACUUUGGGACCAACAAGUGGUCACCCUUCACAGAGUUUCCUCAGGAGAGGAGUUCAAUCAACCUGGUCUGUAGUGGAGGGCUGAUGUACGCAGUAGGAGGCUUCACCAUGAUGGAAAAUGAGAACAAAGAGUUUGCGCCCAGUGAAAUCAUUGACAUUUGGCAGUAUGAAGAUGACAAAAAACAGUGGACAGGGAUGAUUAAAGAGAUGCGCUAUGCAGCUGGAGCCUCCUGUGUGUCCAUGCGCCUGAAUGCAGCCAAAAUGCCCAAACUGUAACAACAGUUCAGGGUCAUACAACCA
This is a messenger RNA of Scomber japonicus (chub mackerel), 1821 nucleotides long. It is a transcript of the gene klhl41a, whose product is annotated as kelch-like family member 41a. Gene Ontology annotation, molecular function: protein binding. The record is from RefSeq and is a predicted model, not a curated record. Bases 1 to 1797 code for a protein of 598 amino acids. The transcript is spliced from 6 exons. NCBI's taxonomy places the organism in Eukaryota, Metazoa, Chordata, Actinopteri, Scombriformes, Scombridae.